This is a messenger RNA of Gossypium raimondii (Peruvian cotton), 2084 nucleotides long. RefSeq lists its product as uncharacterized. The transcript has 6 exons. Bases 379 to 1842 code for a protein of 487 amino acids. NCBI's taxonomy places the organism in Eukaryota, Viridiplantae, Streptophyta, Magnoliopsida, Malvales, Malvaceae. Gene Ontology annotation, biological process: protein transport. The record is from RefSeq and is a predicted model, not a curated record.
CUUGAAAAGUUGAAAAACCUCUCAAAUUCCUUUCGUUUUAGCUACUUUUGCUUUGCUAUAAACGCACCCAUUUUAGCUUUACCUGUCUCCUCAUUAUCUUCCUGCUCUUUGUUUUUCUUUAACCGAGUAACUUUCUCGGAAACUUUUAUCUAAAAUCUUUGCCUUUUGCAUUAAAAAAGAGAAACUUCUUUUCUUUGCUUCUUUGGGUUUUUGACAUACAGAUUCCUACCUUCCUGGUGAAACUUGAAGAACAAACUUCCAGUUCUAUGUUAUCAUAAACCCCGCCUCAAAUCUUUCUCUUCUUUCAAAAAGCCAUUUUCAUUUUCAUUUUCAAAAAAGAAAAAAAGAGCCGUCUGCCUUUCAAGUUUGAGUCUCAAGAUGUUUGACUUCUUGUUGAAGCCGAAUUUCUAUACAAAAUGCAAAUCGGCUAUAAAGAUGAUUAAGUUGAGACUGGAGACUAUAAAGAAGAAGAGAAAUGCGGUGGAAAAGUAUCUGAAGAAUGAUGUUGCUGACCUUCUCAAGAACGGUCUUGAUGAAAAUGCUUACGGCAGGGCUUCAGGUCUUCUGAUGGAGCAAAAGAGAACAGCUUGUUACGAUUUCAUAGAGCAGUUUUGUGAGUGCAUCUCAAAGAAUCUCUCAGUCAUGCAAAAGCAGAGUGAGUGUCCAGAGGAAUGCAGAGAAGCUGUCCCUUCUCUACUAUACGCAGCAGCCAGAUUCGCUGAUUUGCCAGAACUACGUGAUCUCCGAACUAUAUUUACUGAGAAAUAUGGAAAUUCCCUAGAUUCUUACUUAAACCAAGAGUUUGUGCAGAAGCUAAAGGCAGAGCCUCCCACAAAGGAUACAAAGCUUCAACUGAUGCAUGACAUAGCACAAGAGUUCUCUUUUGAAUGGGACUCCAAGGCUUUGGAACAGAAGCUGUUUAAACCACCUCCAUUAGAGCAAAACAAUGCUGAUGAUGAUAGAUACAAUUUGUAUAGAAGCAAGAACAACACGUUUGAGAAAAGCAACAAUGAAGAUGAGAAUGGAUUGAGCAACUUGCAUAGGUACAGGAGGCAAAAGGGAAAUGAAGCAGACCUUACUUCUCGUGGGAGAAUGGAGGAUACUGAUGAUAAAUUCAAGCAGAAUAGCAGCAGUGAAGAUGAAGUUACUGAUCAAGAUAUCCCAAAGGGUAGUUCUGCCACGGAUGAAAGUGUUUCUGAGGAUGGUAUAGAAAACAGGAAGCCCUUUUAUUACAGGUUUAUUCCUCCUCCCUAUGUCAGGCCCGCCCUGGGUAAAGACAAAAGCAUCACAGAGGACCCCAUGGCACCGAAUGAUAAUACCGAGAAUGAGAAUAACAAUAAAUGGAAUGAACCUGUUGCUGAAAGUAAGCCAGAACCAAGAUCUGUUUGGAGGAGACCUUUGAGGCCACCACCGGGUUCCAAAGGUUUAAGUGGCUUUGGAAACAAUGUAGCUGCAAAUAUGAGUCGGACAUCCACACAAAUGGAAGGUAGCGAUAUGAGGGAUGAAGAAGAAAAGAGGAUGGAUGAGCUUUUGGUGCAUUAUAGUAAGAAGAAGUCGCCUUUCGAAUGGGUGAGCAGAUGGAAGACAGCAAUUCUAGCACCUCCUCCUGGAAAACAAGAAUCCGAAGGCACAAGUAAAGCUCCAGGCUUACGAAGCACUAAAUCCAACCCCAUUUCACUUCCAGGCAGAGUUGCAUCUUUUUCCAAAGAAACAACAAGUUCUACUGAGAGAGCAGGAAGACACACCCGAGCUGCCUCAGAUGGGUUUGCUGGGCAUGUGCAUCCUAAGCUACCGGAUUAUGAUGAUUUGGCAACUCGCCUUGCAGCUCUAAGGCGGCAAUGAAAGAAUAUUUACACAGUAUUAUGAGAGUAUAGAUAUUACCUGCAUUUAUAUUCUACCUAGUAAUUUUCAGAUUUGAAAGGCAUCUAUAGGAAAUUAGUUUGUUGUUUCAUUCAUUCAUUACCAUAUAUAGCUCUACAUUUCUUUAUGAAUUGCUCGUUCAUUCAUGUAAAAGAAAAAGGAAAAAAAGCUUGUAAAAAUAGAUUCGGAUACAUAUAUAGAUGAUAUUACUACGUGUUUAUUUA